This is a messenger RNA of Polychytrium aggregatum, 684 nucleotides long. RefSeq lists its product as uncharacterized. The record is from RefSeq and is a predicted model, not a curated record. Bases 1 to 684 code for a protein of 227 amino acids. Gene Ontology annotation, cellular component: mitochondrion. The transcript has 2 exons. NCBI's taxonomy places the organism in Eukaryota, Fungi, Chytridiomycota, Chytridiomycetes, Polychytriales.
AUGUGGCUCCGUCUCGCUCAUGCCCCAAGAAUCUCACAUGCCGUCUCUCGAUGCAGCUGGAGGCCGGCGCUGGCUUCGCGACCCUCAGUCAGCGUCCGUUCAUACACCAUCCACAGCACAGGCAGCAACCGAACAAUCCCCAGCAACAGCAGCAACAGCAGCAUCCCCACCGCCGAUGCCGACGACUCCUCACCGCAGCUUCGAGAUCUGAGCAAAUACACAAAUGUCCUGGAGCGAGAGGGCUUCACCACGGCACAAGCCGAGGCACUGCUGACGCUGAUCAUCGAGGGGGUGGACGAAAGCAUGCAAAACAUUAGCAAGAGUAUGACGACCAAGGACGAGCAGCGACACACAAGCGAUGAGAUCAACCAAGAGUUCUCGCUGCUGCGGUCCGAGAUUCAGUCGCUCUCGCAGCGAGACUUUGCCAAGCUGCGGUCCGAGAUCGAAAAAGUCCUGGCGGAGGUGAACAAGAUGAAGGAGUCGAUUCAGGACGGCAGCUCCCGGGUGCACGCAGGAAUCAUGCUGGAUGUCAAUUUGGACAAGGGAAGAAUCAAGGACGAGGCACAGCAGCUGACCCAGAUGGUCGAGGGCGCCGAGAAGCGAAUCGACCUCGAAGUGGAUGCGCUGAAGGAGCGACUCGACAAGAUAAAGCGGGACAUGAAAUCGGGGCUGUCUCGUAAGUGA